Necator americanus (New World hookworm) is the source of this 252-nucleotide messenger RNA. RefSeq lists its product as uncharacterized. The coding region runs from base 1 to 252 and encodes 83 amino acids. Lineage: Eukaryota; Metazoa; Nematoda; Chromadorea; Rhabditida; Ancylostomatidae. The transcript has 4 exons. The record is from RefSeq and is a predicted model, not a curated record.
AUGGGAUCUUUUCUGCCCUUGUGGAUAGUUAGGAUGAACGAUGAUGAUAGAAUUCCGAUUUUGCGCAAGUGGGUUGCGCAUGGACUGAUGGAAGGCUGGGUGGCUGUUCUAACCUUUCGUGCAAACUCCCGAAACCAAUAUGGAGGUUCAAACGAACAGAUCCAAGAACAACGCAAUGCAGUCUGGCGUGAGACGAGUCUCAUGGCGUCGAAUUGGUGCGCCGGCGCCAGAAAGCCAGAAAAUGAGGUGUGA